Molecule: messenger RNA, 988 nt
Organism: Fimicolochytrium jonesii
Lineage: Eukaryota; Fungi; Chytridiomycota; Chytridiomycetes; Spizellomycetales; Powellomycetaceae
Product: nucleophile aminohydrolase
Exons: 6
Coding region: 94-840 (248 amino acids)
Biological process (GO): proteasome-mediated ubiquitin-dependent protein catabolic process
Cellular component (GO): proteasome core complex; nucleus; proteasome core complex, alpha-subunit complex
Source: RefSeq, a predicted model, not a curated record
CUCGUCCAGCUGCCGUCCCAGUGAAACCCAGAGCGGCCGUUUACAGUCUUUGCACAGCUUGUUGAUCAACCAGGACCGCAGCAUAUCCCCAAGAUGUUUUUGACAAGGAGUGAAUACGAUCGCGGUGUGAACACAUUCAGUCCCGAGGGACGAUUAUUCCAAGUAGAAUAUGCCGUCGAAGCCAUCAAAAUGGGCUCCACAGCCGUCGGAAUACAAACCGCAGAAGGCGUAGUGCUGGCCGUCGAGAAGCGGGCAACAUCCAGUCUCCUCGAGCCCAGCUCCAUCGAAAAGAUUGUGGAAAUCGACCAGCACCUUGGAUGCGCAAUAUCGGGGUUGACAGCCGACUCGAGGACGAUGAUUGAUCAUGCGCGUGUGGAGGCGCAGAAUCAUUGGUUUACGUAUAACGAGAGGAUCAAGGUGGAGAGUGUAACGCAAGCCGUGUGCGAUUUGGCCUUGCGAUUCGGAGAGAGUGCGGGGUCUGAGGAAGCCUUGAUGUCACGGCCAUUCGGCGUUGCGCUGCUGAUCGCGGGAUGGGACGAGAAUGGUCCUCAACUUUUCCACACAGACCCAUCAGGCACCUUCGUGCGCUACGAAGCCAAAGCAAUCGGUUCCGGAUCCGAAGGCGCCCAAACGGAGCUCCAAGAGCAAUACCACAAGUCCCUCACGCUGAAGGAGGCGGAGGUCCUGUCCCUGAAGGUUCUGAAGCAGGUCAUGGAGGAGAAGCUGAACGCGACCAACGUGCAGAUUGCGAUCGUCACGCCGAUCGCGAAGGAUGGGUCGGGGGGUUAUCGUGUUUUGCCGGAGGACGAGUGUCAGGCUGUUAUUGACCAACUAGCUUAAAGAGCAGAGGGCCUUUUUUGUUAGCUUGUGGAUACCCGCCGGUGACUUCAUGAAGACAUAUACGGUGAUGUGGACGCCACGUUUCUUGUACAACAUUCAUACAAACGGGAUCAUUCCAGAAAGGUUUACUGCCGACAUCGUUCAAGAU